UCCAGCGGCUGAGCGUCAAGGCGAAGCGAGGCGGGGAUUGAUGGGCGCAGCUGCGGCGGCCGCGAGUCCCGGGGGGCCCCCAGCGCUCGCACGCCCACCGGACGGCGCCGGGGAGGAGAGGAGCCUCGCGGGUGCCGCCGCUGCCGAAGAAGGGGCCGGAGAAGAAAGAACAAGUGGGACCAGAACCGGCAGAAGACCCAAACACUGGAGCAGUUGAACCUCAGUUUGCAUCCAAGAGACCAAGAUAAGUGAGCAUCACCUUGGAUCAAGGGAGACCCAUUCAUUGGGAUGGAAGCGCGCUGGGAAACGCAAUGGCAGCAGUUCCUCAAGACACUUCAACCCUCUCAUUCCAGAGAAGGAAAUCCAGCAAGAUCAAGGAAUUCUCCUUGGGAAGAUCCCAAGGCCUUCCUGGCCUCCUUCGAGCAGGUGGCCAGAGCCUGCCGGUGGCCCAGAGGGGAGUGGGUAGCCCAUCUCUUGCCAGCCCUUUGUGGAGAAGCUGAAGAGGCCUUUCGGAGCCUGGACACCAUUCAUCAAGGGGAUUACGAGAACGUGAAGGCGGCCAUCUUGAAAGGGGAAGCCGUGAAAACGGAGGCCCAGCGUCAGCGCUUCAGGCAGUUCUGCUGCCUGGAGGUGGAAGACCCUCGAGUGGUUUACAAACAAAUCCAGGAACUUUGCCACCAGUGGUUGAAACCAGAGAGACACACCAAAGAGCAGAUCCUGGAGCUGCUGAUCCUGGAGCAGUUCCUGGCCAGCUUGCCUCCAAAGCUCCAGAGCUGGCUUCAACCCAGGAGGCCGGACACCUGUUCCCAGGCGGUGGCCCUGGUAGAGGACUUCCUGCAGAGUCAGCAAGGAACCAAAUCAGAAGGCCGUCCGGGCCCCCCGAAUGAAGAACUGGCUGAUUUUGAACCGGCAGAGAAGGAACCCUUGGAGACAGUGAAGAGAGAAAGCAUUGAAGUGGAGAUCAAAGUGCCAGGCAAUGGAACCAAAUCCCCAAAUCACACCAGCUCGUUGCUUCCUCUGGCAGGACUUGGAGUGGUCCAAACUGGACUGAAAGAGGAACUGAUGGACCUCAAAGAAACAGACGUGCGUUUGCAGGCAGCCAAGCAGAGGCUGACCCAGGCAGCCCACCAGAGCAUAGCCUGGCAGGUCCUACAGGAAGAACGUCAAAACAUAGGUUGUUUAAGUGAGGAUGGUGACAGAAGGGAGAAUAGGUUUAAAAUGAAGAAUUUUCAGGGUGGAGAAGAUGCAGAAGAGAUACGCGGGAGGAACCCCGCAAUAAGCCCUGAGAAUCUGCCGUUAAAAGCUGAGAUUGAAGAAGAAAGCUGUGAAUCCAGUCAGCAGAAAUGGAGGCCACCGCUGGAAAUUGAGAAUACAGGCAACACGCUUGAAAAGGAUCCUACUACUGCUGUUACAGAAAAGACCAACAAAGGUAAAGUGUCCAUCUUCUCCCAAUAUGAUAGGAGGUACCUCUACCAGGUGGAACUGAACCCAAUACCUCCUGCGGAGAAAUUGGACCAGUGUCCUCAGAGAUUUGAGGACAGCUACCAGCGUACUUCAAACGUGAAUCAAGAGGAGAAAGACAUCGUAAGUGAGCAAAGGGUUGAUAUCUCCAAGAAUGGAACAGGGAAAAACGCAAACGCUUAUCUGAAUAACAAUCUCGGAGAAACACAAAACAAUUCUCCUGAAUCUGGGAAAACCUUGACUAACCCAAACUCACUAAGCAGAUUCCCGGUAUGCAAUCCCGAAGAGGAAUGGUACGAAUGUUCUCACUGCGGGAAGGGCUUCAACAAGGCUAAAUACUGGAAGCAGCACCAGAAAAUUCACACCGGGGAGAAGCCGUACAAAUGUCUACAGUGCGGAAAGUGUUUCAACCAGUCAGGAAAUCUGAAGACCCACCAAAGGAUUCACACCGGCGAGAGACCCUACAAAUGUUCCCAGUGUGGGAAGUGCUUCAGUCACACCAACUGUUUGAAAAUGCACCAGAGAAUUCACACCGGGGAAACCUACAAAUGCACUCAGUGUGGGAAAUGUUUCAGAGAGACGGGGAUUUUGAAGAGGCAUCAACGAACUCACACUCGGGAAAGACCCUACAAAUGUUCCCAGUGUGGAAAAUGCUUCAGCCUGUCGGGAAUCCUGAAGAGACAUCAAAGAACUCACACGGGUGAAAGACCCUACAAAUGUUCUCAGUGCGGGAAGGGCUUCAAUCAGAUGGGAACGCUGAAGAAACACCAGCGAAUUCACACAGGCGAGAAGCCGUACAAAUGUUCUCACUGCCAGAAAUGCUUCAACGAGAGGGGAAAUUUGAAGAGGCAUCAGAGAAUCCAUGCCAGAGAGAGCCUUAAUAUCAUACAAGAAUUCAUCUUGGAAAACGACCAUAUCAAUGUUAUCAAGGUGGGAAAGACUUCUACAGAGCAAGAAUUCUAAAGUGACAUUAAAAAAAAAAUCAUGCUAGAGGGACACGCUUAGGGCGUUCUUAGUAAGAAAUUUCCAGGACAAGGAUCUCCAAACUUGGCAGCUUUUAAGACUUUUUUUGUUUUUGUUUACAUUUAUACCCCGCCCUUCUCCGAAGACUCAGGGCGGCUUACAGUGUAUAAGGCAAUAGUCUCAUUCUAUUUGUAUAUUUUUACAAAGUCAACUUAUUGCCCCCCCAACAAUCUGGGUCCUCAUUUUACCUACCUUAUAAAGGAUGGAAGGCUGAGUCAACCUUGGGCCGGGCUUGAACCUGCAGUAAUUGCAGGCUCUGUGUUCUUAAUAACAGGCUUUACCAGCCUGAGCUAAACCGGCCCUUGGACUUAAGGAACUGGAGGCUAAAACACAUAAAGAACAGUUGCAGGAAUUGAGAUGUCUAGUGUGAGGGUUCCAAGUAAUACCUCCAGAAUAAAUCGGACUCCAGGGCAGUUAGAUUCUUCAAAGAACUGGUUUAUUGGAAAUAUCACAUUGGCACAGGCUGGUGAAAACCGACUCUGAAUAUUCCCGCAGUUUUCACCAAGUUCACAGUAAAAGUUUUUCCCCUUCCCCAGUCAGUCAGUCACAUGGCCCAAUCAUUGUGUCAUCUGGUUGCGUGGGAACAUCACUCCACGUCUCUCCAACAACCUGUGAGAAUGUCCUUGGUUCCCAGGAGAAAAUAUUUUGUUUUGGCUACAAACCCCUCUAUCUCUAUUCCCCCUGCCCUAACCCUCAGCUCCAGUGUGGCAACCCUGAAGCCAGAAAAUGGUCUUGGUCAGGCCAGCUUCAGGGUUGACAUCUAGUUUAAUGAAAAGAAGGACAAGGGGUGACAUGAUAGCAGUGUUCCAAUAUCUCAGGGGUUGCCACAAACAAGAGGGAGUCAAACUAUUCUCCAAAGCACCUGAAGGCAGAAGCAAUGGGUGGAAACUAAUCAAGGAGAGAAGCAACUUAGAACUGAGGAGAAGUUUCCUGAUAGAACAAUUAAUCCAGCGGUUCUCAACCUGUGGGUCGAGACCCCGUUGGGGGUCGAAUGACAAUUUGCCAGGGGUCGCCUAAGACCAUCGGAAAUAUGGGAAGUAUACUUGCGAGUCGAAGAAUCGCGCUCCAGUGGUUGACUCCACAAGCCAGCUGCAGGCUCUUCAAAUCGCUAGCCGAAUUCGGCUUCAGGCGCAAUGAAUUAAAAAAGAGAGAAAAUCUUUGCUCUGAUGUCUCCCUCUCAAGCCAGCUGCAAUCACUCCCAAUCGCUAGCCUAAUCUGGCUUCAGGCGCGAUAAACUUAAUAGGGGAGGAGUCUCCGCUUUAAUGCCUCCGUCCUCAAGGCAAUCGCAAGCAGUUCAGAUCGCUAGCCAAUAUGGCUUCAGGCGCGAUAAAUUCAAAACGAAAAUAAUUUUACGGUUGUGGUCACCACAUCGUGGGGAAUUGUAUUAAAGGGGUCGCCACAUCAUGGGGAAUUGUAUUAAUGGGGUCGCAGCACUAUAAAGGUUGAGAACCACUGAAUUAAUCAGUGAACAGUUCGCCUUCAGAAGUUGUGGGUGCUCCAACAUUAGACUUUGUUAAGAAGACAUUGGACAGCCAUUUGUCUGAAGUGGUGUAGGGUUUCCUACCCGAGCAGGUGAUUGGACUAGAAGACCUCUUAGGUCCCUUCCAAAGCUUUAGCUUAUGGUGCUAAUAUGGCUUCCAAAGCUGACACGCUUAUUAUUUUUUGAUUCUGUUAUUUAUGACCAGCUGGAGAAUUCUGGGAGUUGAAGUCCACAAGUCUUAAAGUUGCCAUGUUUGAAGACUCCUGGUCUAGAAGAUAACUCGGACAGCCCCUAAAGAUUUCCACGUUUAUUUAUAAGGAAAAAUCCUAGCAUUGGGAGUAAAUUGUUAGACUAUUGGAUCAAUCAUCCAGAAUGGUGGUGGAUUCCUUUUCACUGAUUUAACCCUGUAGCAGCUGGCAGAAUAUCUGCAAUGGAUUAUUUCAACUUGGAUUCCUGUACAGUUGUGGGAUUGGAUUUGAUGACUCUUUCUCCAUUUUUCUAUGAUUGUAUACCAGAGAUACAUUAUAUAAAUAUUCUCAGUGAAAUACUUAUGCAGCAGAACUGGAGGCACAUCUGACAUAAAAUCUGUACAGAAAGUAAAAAUUCAAAUACGUGAAAUCAGAUAAGAAAUUUGGUCGCACUUCUGUGCCACAAACUGUACAAGAAGGUUUCUGCAGAUACCCCUGGUCUGAGCUGGUUGUGUCUCUCCAUCAUCUUGCUCAAUAAAAACCAACCUUUCAUUUUAUACUAUUUGUAUAGACAUUUAUGAGAUAGGAAAUAAACAGAAAUGCCUGAAUCCCG
Ahaetulla prasina is the source of this 4765-nucleotide messenger RNA. Its product is annotated as zinc finger protein with KRAB and SCAN domains 7-like. The record is from RefSeq and is a predicted model, not a curated record. Lineage: Eukaryota; Metazoa; Chordata; Lepidosauria; Squamata; Colubridae. The coding region runs from base 289 to 2424 and encodes 711 amino acids. The transcript is spliced from 6 exons. Gene Ontology annotation, biological process: regulation of transcription by RNA polymerase II. Gene Ontology annotation, molecular function: RNA polymerase II cis-regulatory region sequence-specific DNA binding; DNA-binding transcription factor activity, RNA polymerase II-specific.